This is a messenger RNA of Cyprinus carpio (common carp), 2985 nucleotides long. Its product is annotated as RNA-binding protein 5. Gene Ontology annotation, biological process: mRNA splicing, via spliceosome. Gene Ontology annotation, cellular component: nucleus. The record is from RefSeq and is a predicted model, not a curated record. Gene Ontology annotation, molecular function: RNA binding. Lineage: Eukaryota; Metazoa; Chordata; Actinopteri; Cypriniformes; Cyprinidae.
AAGGCAUUCUGGGAAGGAGAAGCUCGUAGACCAUUUUAGCUGCAGAUGACAUCGAAUCGUCCGACGAAGAGUGUGAUCUUUCGGCGAGAAGGGGUCUGCUAGCAGUCGUUAGAGUUCUCGAUAUACGAGAAAUAUUUCAUUCCAACGUUUCGUUGAAAUAUAGUUGGCAUUCCAUUGAGAAACAAAGAUGGGUGCAGAUAAACGGGUUAGCCGUACAGAGCGCAGCGGCAGGUACGGCUCUGAGCAGUCUCGUGACGAUGAGCGCAGGGACCGUCGAGAUCGUGAUGACCGUGGGUACGACUCGCACCGCUGGAGUGACGAUCGCCGCAGUGACCGCUACGAUGGUGAACGCAGUGACCGAGCUGAUCGGUACUGGAACAGGGACAGUCCUGAGCAGCGAGGAAGGAAGCGGCGCAGCAGCGACGGCUCGGAUGACGGACACCACUCGGAUGGGGAUUACUCUGAGCAUGAUUACAGAGGAGACCCAGCUGACGAGAAGGAGAGCAAGACCAUCAUGCUCCGGGGUCUGCCUAUGAACACAUCAGAGGCAGAUAUCCGAGCAGCCAUUGAGCAGCUGGAGGGGCCAAAGCCAAUGGACGUGAGGCUGAUGAAAAAGAGAACAGGUAUAAGCCGAGGUUUCGCCUUCGUGGAGUUUUAUCACUUGCAAGAUGCUACCCGAUGGAUGGAGACCAAUCAGAAACUGCUGUCCAUUCAAGGCAAGACUGUUGCCAUGCACUACAGCAACAACCGUCACAAGUUUGAGGACUGGCUCUGCAACUCGUGUGGCCUGUACAAUUUCCGGAGGAGGCUGAAGUGCUUCAGGUGUGGCGCAGCUAAAGCGGAUUCCGAGUCCAGCAGCACAACAGGAGCCACAGACACCCAACCCAGUGGAGAUUAUUAUGGCGAUACCAUCAUCCUGAGGAACAUCGCCCCUCACUCCACUGUUGAAGCCAUCCUGACGGCACUCGCCCCCUACGCCAACCUCUCGCCCGGCAACAUCCGCCUCAUUAAGGAUAAACAGACGGGACAGAACAGAGGGUUUGCCUUCGUCCAACUUGCCUCUCCUUUGGAAGCGUCACAGCUCCUAACCAUCCUUCAGGGCUUACAGCCCCCUCUCAAGCUGGAUGGGAAGACUAUUGGUGUCGACUACGCCAAGAGUGCUCGAAAGGACCUGUUAUUGCCAGAUGGGAACCGUGUUAGUGCCUUUUCGGUUGCUAGUACAGCCAUCGCAGCUGCUCAGUGGUCCUCCAGUCAGCCUCAGCAGAGUGUGGAACCAACAUCAGAAUACAGCUACCUGCAAGAGGGAUAUAUACCCUAUUCACAGGAGUACCAGGCAUACUAUCAGCAGCAGGCUGGAGCUGUGGACCCUUCCCAGGCUAACGGCAUACUUGGAGCGGCUCCAGGCGUGAAGGUUCUUCCUGCUGCUACAGGAGUGGUGAUCUCUCAGAGUGCGCAGGUCUAUCAGCCUCAUAUCAUCGGCCAGCCAGCUGCUCAGACAUUGCAGAUUGAAAGCAAAGCCCAGCCCAUCACAGCCGCUGUUUCUGGCCCAGCAAUCUCUGCAGUCGUGACAUCGGCCGCAGCAGCCAGCACAGCAACAGCUACCUCUCAGGAAAACCAAGCCGCUGUCCCAGACACUUCAUCCUAUCAGUACGAUGAGUCUUCCGGGUAUUAUUACGACCCCAGCACUGGCCUGUACUAUGACGCAAACACACAUUAUUACUACAACUCCCAGACUCAGCAGUAUCUGUACUGGGACGGGGAGAAGCAGGCCUAUGUGCCCGCGGUGGAUGCCAACAACGCAGCUCAAAGCGCCGCUGCCUCCACUUCCACACAGAAGGAGAGCAAAGAGAAGAAAGAGAAACCUAAAAGCAAAACGGCUCAGCAGAUUGCAAAAGACAUGGAGCGCUGGGCCAAGAGUCUGAACAAACAAAAAGAAAACUUCAAAAGCAGCUUCCAGCCAAUCAGUCAGGAGGAGAGGAAGGAGGCGGCGGCAGCAGAUGCUGGUUUCACGCUCUUUGAGAAGAAGACAGGAGCACUGGAGAGGCUUGUAACAGAGGCAUCCAAAGUCACAGAAGAAGAGUGCUCCUCAUCAAAGGUGGGGCUGGUGGCAGCGUACAGCGGCGACAGUGAGCCUGAGGAGGUCACAGAGGGUGAUGAAAGGGAGGACAAGUUGACCGACUGGAAAAAGAUAGCAUGUCUUCUGUGCCGACGGCAGUUCCCCAAUAAAGAAGCUCUGAUCCGCCAUCAGCAGCUCUCAGACCUGCACAAGCAAAACUUGGAGGUUCUCAGGAGAUCCAAACUGAGUGAAGCAGAACUGGAGGAGUUGGAGAGGAAAGAGACAGAGAUGAAGUACAGAGACAGGGCUGCUGAGAGAAGAGAGAAAUACGGUAUCCCUGAACCCCCUGUGCCCAAGAAAAGGAAAUUCACCCAGCCAACACCUGUGGUAAAUUACGAACAGCCCACCAAGGACGGCCUGAACAGUGAUAAUAUCGGCAAUAAGAUGCUGCAGGCCAUGGGCUGGAAGGAAGGCAAAGGUCUGGGUCGAAACCAGCAGGGCAUCACAGCACCAAUUGAGGCUCAGUUGAGAAUGAAGGGAGCUGGUCUGGGAACUAAAGGAAGCAACUACAGCCUCUCUGCUUCAGAUACAUACAAAGAUGCCGUCCGGAAAGCCAUGUUUGCACGCUUUACAGAAAUUGAGUAAAUGAGGAUCUGUCAUGUCAGUUUGACUAAAGAUUGUGGACUGUGACUUUAAUCGUCUGCGCUGAGGCGUGUAUUUAUUUUGACUUCAGAAACUGUGUCAGUGAACAUGAGAUAUGUGACUAGAAGAAUGUGUACAUAUGUACAAAGUCCUCGAAAAAUGUGAAGAAUGUGUUUGAUUUUGAUUAUUAUUUGCUUUUUCCAAAGUAGAUCUUGAACUGUGUAAAGUUUAUUAUAUAUGAUCUCAUUUUUGUACAUAAGAAAAUAAAUGAGAUGACCUGAAAUGAA